CAUGGCACAGACUGUUACCAUUACAACAUCCCAGUCAGCAACAACUCAACCACUGUGCAUAUGUUCUACUCCCUUAUCCUCAACAAUUACCUCAGCUUUGACUAGUACAACUCAACCUACGAGCAUGGCUAGUACAAUGCCAACAACUACAGCCACUACUUCACCCACAACAACUGCAGCUUUAACUACUACUGUGGCUUCAACUGCAAGCACCACAACUACUAUUUCUACAUCUACUACAGCUCAACCCACAAGCACUACUACAACAGCUAUAGCUACAACAACUGCUGGAACAUCAACUGCAUCCACAACAACAGCUUUAACUACUACAACUCAACCAACAAGCACCACGACUACUGUCCCCACCACUGCAAGCACAGCAACAUCUACUGCUUCAUCAUCCACAACAACUGCGGCAGCUUUAACUACAACAACUCAACCUACAAGUACCACGACUGCUGCCCCCACAUCUACAAGCACAGCAACUUCUACUGCUUCAUCAUCCACAACAACUGCAGCAGCUUUAACUACUACAACUCAACCUAUAAGCACCACUACUGCUGUCCCCACAACUGCCAGCACAGCAUCAUCUACUGCUUCAUCAUCGACAACAACCACAGCAACUACUACAACUCAACCUACAAGCACCACUACUGCUGCUCCCACAUCUUCAACUACUCCAACAUCUACUGCUUCAUCAUCGACAACAACUGCAGCGGCUGUAACUACUACAACUCAGCCUACAAGCACAACUACUGCUGCCCCCACAACUGCCAGCACAGCAACAUCUACUGCUUCAUCAUCCACAACAACUGCAGCAACUACUACAACUCAACCUAUAAGCACCACUACUACUGUCCCCACAACUGCCAGCACAGCAUCAUCUACUGCUUCAUCAUCCACAACAACCACAGCAACUACUACAACUCAACCUACAAGCACCACUACUGCUGCUCCCACAUCUUCAACUACUCCAACAUCUACUGCUUCAUCAUCGACAACAACUGCAGCGGCUGUAACUACUACAACUCAGCCUACAAGCACAACUACUGCUGCCCCCACAACUGCCAGCACAGCAACAUCUACUGCUUCAUCAUCCACAACAACUGCAGCAACUACUACAACUCAACCUACAAGUACCACUACUACUGCCCCCACAUCUACAACAACUUCAACAUCUAGUGCUUCAUCAUCCACAACAACUGCAGCAGCUGUAACUACUACAACUCAACCUACAAGCACAACUACUACUGCCCCCGCAUCUUCAACUACUUCAACAUCUACUGCUUCAUCAUCCACAACAACUGCAGCAGCCGUAAUUACUACAACUCAACCUACAAGCACAACUACUACUGCCCCCACAUCUUCAACUACUUCAACAUCUACUGCUUCAUCAUCCACAACAACUGCAGCAGCCGUAACUACUACAACUCAACCUACAAGCACCACUACUACUGUCCCCACAUCUUCAACUAUUUCAACAUCUACUGCUUCACCAUCCACAACAAGUGCGGCAGCUGUAACUACUACAACUCGGCCUACAAGCACCACUACUACUGUCCCCACAUCUUCAACUACUUCAACAUCUAGUGCUUUAUCAUCCACAACAAGUGCGGCAGCUGUAACUACUACAACUCGGCCUACAAGCACCACUACUACUGUCCCAACAACUGCAAGCACAAUAAAAUCUACUGCUUCAUCAUCAACAACAACUUCAGCAGCUGUAACUACUACAACUCAACCUACAAGCACCACUACUGCUGCCCCCACAUCUACAACAACAUCAUCCCCCACUACAAUGAGUACCAGUACCACAACACCAACAACUACUACCUCUACAACCACCACCACACCAACAACAACUGCAACAACAACAACCACAACAAUUUCAGCAUGUGCACAAGCAACUGUAACUAUUCAGUUGGUCCAAGUGUCUAGCGAUCAAAUCCAGGUCAUGCCUAUUGGUCAAAAUGGACCCUCAGGAGCUCAGUUCAAUGUGACACUGUCGCUGAGCAACUCUGCUGUAACCGUGAAAACAACUUCUGGUUCAACAGUCACAUUUUCCAGUCUAUUCCCUGCCAGUCAGUACAACAUCACCGUAAAGCAACUGUCAUGUCCGAACAGAGCAGAUACUACAAGCAGUGUUACUACAGCUGGAAGAUUAUUUUCUGCAGAAGCCCGGAUAGUAAAUACUGUAUAUACUGCCGACCUCGGUAACCCAAGCAGCGCAGCAUACCAAACCUUUGCAGCCAGCUUCAUAGCAGAUAUAAAGAAUAACCUACCGUCUGACAUGAAGGCCUUGUUUAUGCUUGGGAGAUUGCUCCUAUUCUUAUCCAGUAUUAGGAGCGGAAGCAUCAUCGUCGACUAUAACAUAGCCACAAACACGGCUGAUAAUCUGACAGUGAGCAACGUGCAACAGGCAUUCACCAGCGCGCUCACCAACAGCACCACGUAUACCGUGGACCCGACGUCUUACAAGUUUGCAGGUACAGACGGUUCUACAGCUUGGUCCGUUGGAAAACAAAAUGAUGUGCCUUGA
Messenger RNA from Xenopus tropicalis (tropical clawed frog), 2539 nucleotides. RefSeq names its product mucin-5AC-like. The record is from RefSeq and is a predicted model, not a curated record. The transcript has 4 exons. NCBI's taxonomy places the organism in Eukaryota, Metazoa, Chordata, Amphibia, Anura, Pipidae. Bases 2 to 2539 code for a protein of 845 amino acids.